Messenger RNA from Synchiropus splendidus (mandarinfish), 1232 nucleotides. RefSeq names its product L-seryl-tRNA(Sec) kinase (gene pstk). The transcript has 6 exons. Gene Ontology annotation, molecular function: kinase activity; tRNA binding. NCBI's taxonomy places the organism in Eukaryota, Metazoa, Chordata, Actinopteri, Syngnathiformes, Callionymidae. The record is from RefSeq and is a predicted model, not a curated record. Bases 83 to 1123 code for a protein of 346 amino acids.
CGAUGUUUCUGCGGAAGUCGAGUGUCAGCAGUUGUAAAUACUGUCGCAGCUCCAUAUAUCCAUAUAUAUUUAAAGGUGAUAAAUGGCAGAGGUAGAGAGCAGGAGAGACGAUCCAGCACCGGUUUGUAUCUGCGUGUUGUGCGGACUUCCCGCUGCAGGUAAAUCCACCUUGUCGCGCGCGGUGAGUCGCGGAGCCGCGAAGUUCGGCUGGAGGGCCACUGUGGUCACCUACGACGACCUGAUCCCAGACCCGGCUUUCCUCACCGAACUUCCUGUGAACCCUGUUGAUCUCCAAGAACCGCAGACUCAAUGGAAGUCCCAGAGACAGGCUGUACUGCACUGCAUAGAACAAUUUUUGAAGAAUCCUCGAGUGUUUCCCGAGUUUCCAGGUGGUUGUCAAUUCAUGGGUUCAAAUCCGCGGACGCCGUCAGAGCGUGUAUAUCAUUUGGACGAGGCACCCAUCCUCUUGCUUCUUGACGACAACUUCUACUACCCCAGCAUGAGAUAUGAGGUUUUCCAGCUGGCAAGAGAGAAUUCGCUGAGCUUCUGCCAGGUCUAUCUCCAGUGCAGCUUGGAGUUGUGCCUCAGCAGAAACCAAACCCGACCUCACCCUGUUCCUGCUGACGUUAUAUCAGAGAUGAAUAAGAGAUUGGUGGCACCCAAUUCUCAAAAAAAUUCCUGGGAAAACAACAGCAUCACACUCGACACUACAAACACUCUGACAGUGAAUGACAUUCAGAGAGUUAUGGAAUGUAUCCGAUCUGCGUUUAACAAUCCCCUGAGCCCAAUUGAGGACAACACUGAACAGAAGGAAGCAGACCGCCAGAAGUGUGCUGCGAGCAUCCUUCACCAGACCGACCAAGCUUGUCGACGUUUAAUUUCGGAGGCGAUGAAGACUGCAAGAGAUAACCGGGUGCCUUCUGACACCAUGAAGACCUUAGCAGCUCAGCUGAAUGAAUCCAAAAACAGAUUUCUUCAUAACCUACGGACUCAGUCCCUUCAGCAAUCACCUUUCACCCCAGAGGAGGACAUCAAUGUGGACCUUGUGGUGAAAAGAGCUGUCGGCUUGUUUGGCCAUGAGACCAAGGAAAUUAUGUCUACCGUUAUAAAUAGUGAUUCCUAAGCAUAUGGGUCAUUGUUUUCUUCAAAUAUGCUUGUGCCAUGCAAUAUUUUUUGUUGUAAAUAAAGAAAUGUAAACUUUGUAACGCAGGUUCAUAAAGCAAUGAAACACC